AUGAUGGUCGAAUUCGUCAAUAUCAACGGCGCUAAACUGGCAUAUCGCCUGGCCGGCCCAGCAGAUGCGCCUCUCAUGAUCACGUUGCACGGAGGUCGAGGAAUGGGUGAUCACAGAUCGGAUUUCAAGGUCUACAGCCAGUUGAGCGACAAAAUUCGUGUCUUGUCCUUUGACUACCGUGGACAUGGACAGAGCUCUCUCACCAAGCCUUACACAUUUGAGCAAAUUGUGGACGACAUCGAGGGCGUGAGGCAGCACUUUGCUGGAGACGACCAAGUCAUCAUCUGCGGCGGCAGCUUUGGGGGUUUCCUAGCACAGCAUUAUGCGAUCAAAUAUGCGCCUCGUGUAUCACAUUUGGUUCUUCGGGGGACCGCUGCAUCUCAUCACCAUGAGGCAGGCGCGAUCAAGACCCUUGAGGAGAGGAUACACAAAGUUCCCAGUUUCUCAGUCGACAUGCUUCGCAACAAGGUAUUCGGGGCUUACGAGAGCGACCGCGAGUUUCAGUUGAUUUAUUUUGCCAUGAUGCCGCUCUACCGUGAAGUAUUCGACCCGGACGCGGCAUUAAAGAGCAACCUCGACGGCGUCUAUGUGGCAGACUCGCAUAACGAUCUCUACUCCGAGAAGGAGAAAUACUUUGAUUACACAGAACGGCUUCCGCAGAUUACAGCCAAGACGUUGGUUGUAGUCGGUGACAAAGACUGGAUUUGCCCUCCAGAAAAUUCCAAAUUGAUCGCCGAGAAGAUCCCGGGAGCUGAGCUGUUCAUGGUUGAGGGCGCGAACCACGGAGUUCACGCCGAGAAGCCCGAGGUCGUGCUCCCUAAGAUCCGGAGUCAUUUGAAUAUCUAA
This is a messenger RNA of Colletotrichum karsti, 846 nucleotides long. Its product is annotated as proline iminopeptidase. Gene Ontology annotation, biological process: proteolysis. The record is from RefSeq and is a predicted model, not a curated record. The coding region runs from base 1 to 846 and encodes 281 amino acids. Lineage: Eukaryota; Fungi; Ascomycota; Sordariomycetes; Glomerellales; Glomerellaceae. The transcript has 5 exons. Gene Ontology annotation, molecular function: peptidase activity.